Schistocerca americana (American grasshopper) is the source of this 618-nucleotide messenger RNA. RefSeq names its product serine/arginine-rich splicing factor 11-like. NCBI's taxonomy places the organism in Eukaryota, Metazoa, Arthropoda, Insecta, Orthoptera, Acrididae. Gene Ontology annotation, biological process: nucleosome assembly. The coding region runs from base 1 to 618 and encodes 205 amino acids. The record is from RefSeq and is a predicted model, not a curated record. Gene Ontology annotation, cellular component: nucleosome. Gene Ontology annotation, molecular function: DNA binding. The transcript has 3 exons.
AUGGCUCCUACAUUCCAGGGCGGCAACCAGACCGGCGGCCGGAAGCGACUACUGACGGUCAUCUCGGAGGCGCUCAAGCAUCUGGGGGACGGCCGCGGCUCGUCUCCCAAGCAGAUACUCGCCUGGGUGGAGAAGAACCCCACCAUCGCCAAACGGGUGGACGAGCCGCGCCUGCUGCACACGCUCAAGAGGGCGGUGGAGGCGGGGGUGCUGACGGCUCGCGGCGGCCGCUACAAGCUGGCGGCGCGCGACGACGACCGCGAGCUGUGCUGCCGCAGGCGCCGCCGCCGCAGCUGCAGGAGGAGACGUCGCCGCAGCUGCCGCAGGCGUCGCCGCAGCUGCCGCAGGCGUCGCCGCAGCUGUAGGCGCCGACGCCGCAGCUGCCGCAGGCGGCGCCGCCGCAGCUGCCGCAGGCGUCGCCGCCGCUCGUGCAGACGUAGGAGGAGGAGCUGUCGCAGGCGGCGUCGCCGUUCCUGCCGACGCAGGAGGCGAAGGAGGCGCCGCCGCCGCUGCAGCAGCGAUGCGGACGCGGCGUCCCUGGCCAGCGUAGACGCAGCUGCGGGCCAGUCGCCCGGCAUCUCAGCACAGUCUACGCAGCAUGCGUUGCAGCAGAACUAA